UCUAAAAAUAAAAAGACAAAUUAUACCCUUCCUCUCGGAGCAGCACAUAGCGUAACAAUAGCCAGAGUGAAAAGCUGAUUGAAGCAUCAUCGAGUUUAACCUUCCAAUGCGCAUGUGCACCCCCAAUUGACCCUCUCGGCGAUGGAUUGAUCUUGAACUAUUUAUAAAGAAAAUCAAGAUGGCGACUUUCGCAUUAGAGCUAACAUGUUUAUUCUUUUAAAUGUCAACAGUAACAUUAUUAACCAGUUGUUUCUCUAAUACAAUUGGAUUUAAUGCAUCAUGAGGACGAGGAGCACAAUUUGAACCUGGAACUAACCGGAAAAAGCCCCUGAACAGAGCCAGCGGGAUGUGUGAGAGCUACUCCCGGUCGCUGCUGCGGGUGUCGGUGGCGCAAAUCUGCCAGGCUCUCGGCUGGGACUCGGUGCAGCUCACCGCCUGCGAUCUCCUGACCGAUGUCCUGCACAGGUAUAUCCAGCAGCUGGCCAGGGGCUGCCAUCGAUACUCCGAGCUCUAUGGCCGAACGGACCCCAUGUUAGAUGAUGUGGGACCAGCAUUCAAACUGAUGGGAGUGAACCUAAGUGAACUUGAAGAUUAUGUCCACAAUCUUGAACCAGUUGGCUUUGCACAUCAGAUCCCAUUGUUCCCUGUUAGCAAGAACAACAUCCUGCAGUUUCCCCAGCCAGGUACCCAGGAUGCUGAGGAGAGGAAGGAGUACAUUCCUGAUUAUAUGCCACCAAUCGUAUCCUCACAAGAAGAAGAGGAAGAGGAGCAGGUUCCUACAGAUGGUGGCACCUCAGCAGAAGCCAUGCAGGUUCCUCUUGAAGAAGAGGAAGAAAUGGAAGAGGAAGAGGAUGUCAAUGAUGAGAACUUUUUGGGCAAGAGACCUUUGGGAAGUCCUGACUCCAUGGAAAUGCCAGUCAUGAAGAGACCACGAUAUGCAGGUCUCAAAACAGAAAGCCCAGAAGGGGGGAUGGAACCAAGAGAGCCUCUUAUAUCCAUCAACCCACAAAAGGUGCCACCCAUGCACUCUCCUGUAAAUACACAUGAUAGUUCCGGGUCUUUGUCUAGAUCCCCUGAGCCCCUGGUUUUGGCACCACCCUCUAAAACACAAAUGCCUACCCCGAAAACAGACUCUAAGCAUGGUAUUCCUAGAGCAAAACCAAAAAUAACUUCGCCCGGACAAAAAGCUAAAUCCCCUAAGGGGUCUAAUUUGACUUCUGCUACUGGAAGUCCUAUACGAUCUCCAAAAUCUGGACCUAAAGAGAAAAAAUCACCAGGGCGAACUAAAAGCCCCAAAAGUCCCAAGGUUUCGUCGCAUUCCGCAGAGAAGGUGGACACCCCAACAAGAACACCUUUAGCAGCACUGAGUGAAAAGAUGGGAAAAGAAAAUAUACAUUCAAAGCAAGGGCAAGCAACAUGUGAGACAGAGAAGCAAACUACCGAUAAUCAGUUAAAGACAUUUUCUGUGGCUGAUAACACAAUUGAUGACUCUAUUGAUGCAGUGAUUGCCUGGGCUUGUGCAGAGAGGGAACCUGACCCAUUCGCAUUUUCAUCGGGGUCUGAAUCGGAGGGGGAAAUCCUUACAAGUCCUAGACGACUUACGAUUUCUGAGCCAACGACUCCCAAGUUGAUGCUAAGCACAAAUAGCAUCAGUAAGGGUAAUUCAACUCCUGUUCCAUCUAGUUCAGAUAACUCCUGGACAAUGGAUGAUUCAAUUAAUGAGGUCAUCAGAAAAGUAAACUUGGGCACUCCUUCAAGUGUACCUUCCAAUCCUCCAUAUUUAUCCUCGCCCUCUGCUUCACCACCAACUCCAGAACCACUUCUCAAGGUCUAUGAGGAAAAGACAAAGCUGGCUGCUUCAGCGGAUGUGAAGAGAAAACUGAAAAAAGAACUGAAGACCAAAAUGAAGAAGAAGGAAAAGGAAAAACAGAAAGAGAAGGAUAAGGACAGGGAUAAAGAAAAAAGUAAGGAGAAAAACAAGGAGAAAACCAAGGAGAAAGAUAAAGACAAGGAUAAAGAAUCCAAUAAGGAGGCCAAGAUACAAUGGAAGGACUUCAUCAAAGAGGAGGACCAUGAACCUAUCAAAUUCAAACUCAAGGACUUUGAAGAGGUGGACACCAAGGCUAAAUCAAAAGAAGGUGGUUCAAAAAAGGACAAAGAGAAACGCAAGGAUAAGAAGAAAGAUAAAGAAAAGAGUAAAAAGGAUAAGGAGAAGAAAGAGAAGGGAAAAGAUAAAGUUAAGUUGGAGAAGCUGAAGAUUCCUUCAGUGCCUCUCCUAAUGUCUCUUAAGGAGACCUCAUUGCCACUGUUCAGCACCCCUACCAGUGUUAGGCUGUCAUCCAUGUUGCCUUCAUUGUCAUCUAUGCUCCCUGAAAAACUGUUUGAGGAAAAGGAAAAACCUAAAGAUAGGGAGAAGAAGAAAGAGAAAAAGGAAAAGAAGAAAAAGAAAGAGAAAGAAAAGGACAAAGACAAGGAAAAGGAGAAAGUGAAAGAGAAGGAAAAGGAAAAGAAGGAGAAGGAGAAGGAGAAGGAGAAGAAGGAAAAGGAGAAAGAAAAGCACAAGCAUGAAAAGAUAAAGACGGAACCUUCUAUUACAGCUCUGACUCCUGUUAUCCCCAGGCUGACUCUAAGGGUUGGGGCUGGCCAGGACAAGAUUGUCAUCAGCAAAGUGGUUUCUACCCCAGAGGUUAAGACCCCAGUUCCUAAGACUCCAGUCCCUAAGACCCCUGUUACUGUCAGUCGUCCCAAGACCCCGCCACCACCCCCACCCCCUGUCCCGGCUCCAUUUCACACAGCUACCCCUCCUGCUCCGGCCCUCCAACCACCCCCACCACCACCCCCAGCAGCUGCAUCACCAGCCGCGGUGCCACCCCCCUUACCUGCAGUGCCAGCAGCAGGCUCCUCCAAAACACCUGUCAGGAGUGUGGUGACAGAAACAGUCAGUACCUACGUGAUCCGGGAUGAAUGGGGUAAUCAGAUCUGGAUCUGCCCUGGCUGUAACAAGGCUGAUGACGGUAGCCCAAUGAUUGGCUGUGAUGGCUGCGAUGACUGGUAUCACUGGCCUUGUGUUUCGAUCACAGCAGCUCCCCCAGAAGAAGUUCAAUGGUAUUGUCCUAAAUGUGCCAACAAGAAAAAAGACAAAAAACACAAGAAGAGGAAGCACAAAGCACAUUGAAUUCCUUGUAAAGAACUGUGUUUGUAAGAGUCUCUGAGCCACUUCAUCCCCUAUCGAACUUUUCCCUGAACUGCAAAGAUCUUUGUAUGAAUUGCAAAGUGGUUUCACACCUGACUUGGACUGUAUUCCAUAGAGCACUGCAGAGCACUGAAGGGUAGUAGCUCUGUGAAGACACUGAAUUGUCCUGGGUUAAUACUUACUCUACAUGAAAAUAGCACACCCAAUAAGUUUGUUUGUUUUUGUAUUUUUUUUUGUUUUGUUUUUUUAGCAGGAAAAAAAAAAACUCUCUCUCUCUCUCGCUCUCUCUCACAUCAAAAGAAACUUAUCACUUAUAGAGCAGGUGCAGUGACUUUUUAUUGUGCUGAUUAACAAUUGAUAUCACGAAGAUGCUGCAAAAUGGUCUAUCGAUCUUGGGUAAGUGUUGUGACUCGUGGUCUCCCAGUUCGUGCGUUGUCCUUGACAGAGUGUGUCUGGUUAUACCGUCUCGCCAGGUUUGAAAUUGCUGGCUGUGAGCACCCACAACGGCGAGCCACAGUAUGCUGCCCUAGUCCAGCAUCCAGCAUGCAGAUUGCACGAAGGCGCUGCUCUCUUGACAGACGUGGCAUAUUGCUUUUUUUCUGUGAUUUUCUUUAUUGCUUUUAUUCAAGCUUGCAAUUCAACAGCUGAAAUCACUCCAUAUCCAGUGUCCAAUCAACUGCCUCACUAAUUAGGUGAUUAAGUGCAUAUGCUUCAGUCACAGUCACUCAAGGGUGUCAUGGUCAAGGAUGAAUGAUCGAGUGAUUAAAAAGAAACCAAUAACAUUUUGUCAAUGUCCAUCAUUUAUAGUACCUUAUUUUAUGUGUUAUAAUAGUGAUAAGUUCCUAUUGAUGCUCGUGUGUCUGUGUGUGUGUGUGAGUGUGUGUGUGUGUGUGUGUGUAAUAUAUAUAUAUAUACAUUCUGUGCUUUUAUAAGCAGUCUGCACAUAUGCGGUUAUGUUAGUUUUCUAGAGUGUAGUUGUUAACAUUUCACUAGCUUUUGUGAAAGUGCUGUGUAUAAUGGUUUUCCUACUGCAUUGAAAGUGGUCCCAUUAUGUAAAACUUACACAUUUUCUAAAGCUGAAUACUCCUGAAAAACUAAUGGAUCUCCUGGAUAAAAUCAAGCAGCCCAUUUUACACCAGUUGAGUGACUAAUCUAUAUCAAAAAGGAUAUUCUGGACCAUUUAAUUGCUAUUAUAUAUUGUAUAUAUAUAUAUAUAUAUAUAUAUAUAUAUAUAUAUAUAUAUAUAUAUAUAUAUACACAUACAUACACAGUAUCUCUCUCUCUCUCUCUCUCUCUCUAUAUAUAUAUAUAUGUGUGUGUGUGUGUGUGUAUAUAUAUAUAUAUAUAUAUAUAUAUAUAUAUAUAUAUAUAAUAUGUGUGUAUAUAUAGAGAGAUUUUUUUGCAACAAAUGUUAUGUAAUCUGUAAAAAAAAAACAAUAUUCACACACACACACACACACACACACACACACAUCUAAACUCUAGACCCAAGUGUGAUCUGUUUUUAAUUGUUGGGGUUUUUUAUUAGAUUUUUUUUCUUCUUUUUUUCCCAGAUGUUCAUUUUUAUUAGUGAAACUAAUUUUGUGUAAUUAUUGUAUAUUUUUUUUAAAUGAAAGUUUCUACUGUUUAUUUUUUGCUACAUGGAUUCUCCUUAUUGUAGUUAUGCUUGUAAUGUAUUUUAUUUCCGUGACUUUUCCUAUUAAAGAUGUAAUGCUCCCUCCAAUAAGAA
Acipenser ruthenus (sterlet) is the source of this 4922-nucleotide messenger RNA. Its product is annotated as transcription initiation factor TFIID subunit 3-like. The coding region runs from base 347 to 3175 and encodes 942 amino acids. Gene Ontology annotation, cellular component: transcription factor TFIID complex. The transcript is spliced from 7 exons. The record is from RefSeq and is a predicted model, not a curated record. Gene Ontology annotation, molecular function: protein heterodimerization activity. NCBI's taxonomy places the organism in Eukaryota, Metazoa, Chordata, Actinopteri, Acipenseriformes, Acipenseridae.